Molecule: messenger RNA, 1227 nt
Organism: Sphenostylis stenocarpa
Lineage: Eukaryota; Viridiplantae; Streptophyta; Magnoliopsida; Fabales; Fabaceae
Source: the annotation of a GenBank genome assembly
AUGGCUUCUCAUGGAUGCCCUCUGGGACUUGCUCUGCAGCACGAGUGGCCCAUGGUUGGCUGCACCAUUAACAAGGGUUGUCAACAAUUAUGGCCUUCUCCUGUACUGAGACCAGACAUUAUCAGAUAUGGAUCCCCGCUGAAUCCAUUUGAGUCAACCAAGCCACAAAAAGGGUGGUUCGAUUCUGAUCAGAUAGUCAAAGUGAACUUGACGACUCAAAGGCCCAUACUUAUUGAUGUUCAAGAAACUUAUCCAAGCCCAGUACAUUUUGGCUUUAGUAUUGUUGAACAAUGCAGUCAGCCGGAUAAAAUUUUGCAGUGCGUCAUGUUUGAGAGUGUUGAAGCUGGGAUAGGUGGAGAACAUAUAUCUUUGUUGUCUGACUUGGUGGAUUUGCAAUUAUCAGGCAUUGAUGAACCUCAAAAACCAUUCACACCUAUUAUCCCAAAAAGCAAAUUCUUCAUCCCGAAGCUUUUGCUUGAUAUUUUUCAAGAUUUGGCCUUUAGUUCAAAGGUUACAGUUCACCCAAAUGGUCAAUUCACUAUUAUGGGUACUGCAAUUGAGAUGAAAGAUCUUCUUUCUGUAGUUGCUGAUCCUUACUUAUUACGUAAGGGUGAAAAACAAUCUAUGCUUGUUCCACACUUCAGCAGGAUGAGUAUCAAUGAAGUACAAGCAAGGAGUCUUUCCUCCACGUUGGAUAUUGAUUCUACAUUGACAGUUCCUUUGAGGAGUCCUGAGAAAGCUAAAGCCAAGCCUUCACAAAAGAAGAACAAGAAAGUAGCCAGAGAAAGGGAUCUCUUCCAGAAAAACUAUCUACAUGCAUGUGAGAGCCUUCUGUCCUUAAUAGUUGACAAGAGGCAACACCCUAAAACAGCAAUUCUCUCUCUCAAGAAAUCUGGCCCAGAGCUUCCUGAACUCCUUACACAAUUUUCUGUUGCCAUUGCUGGUACUGGUCUUGCUGUCCUGCUAUCUGUGAUCUGUAAGCUUUCUUGUGGAAGGGGGAUUCCCUUUUGUGCUUCUAAGAUCCUCAACACAGGGUUUGGAUUUGGACUGGUUUGGCUUUCUUGGGCAGUGAAUAAGCUAAGGGAUACAAUUGUUGGCAUUAACAAAAAUGCUGGAAAGCCAAGACUGAAAGAUGAGGAAAUGAUUCAAAGGGUCGAUAAGAGCCUAGGAGAAAUAUACUUCAGAUCCGCCGCAUUGCUGGCAGUGGCAGUGCUAAGGCUUGCUUGA